Messenger RNA from Orbicella faveolata, 2350 nucleotides. RefSeq names its product dorsal-ventral patterning tolloid-like protein 1. Lineage: Eukaryota; Metazoa; Cnidaria; Anthozoa; Scleractinia; Merulinidae. The record is from RefSeq and is a predicted model, not a curated record.
GGGGGCGAGUAUCCUAUCUAGGAUGAUGUAACAUCCUAUUCAAUUUCAAGCCAAGUAACAAUACUCCAACUUACCUCACUGCAAGCAGAAACCGGAGUCAUAACCUGGCACUAAUGAGUGACUAGCCCCAGUCCAAUCUCUUUUUCUUAGGAUCACGACGGACUUAACUUUUAUCUUCUACGUACAUUGUUGUUGCCGUUUGGUCAGCAGAAAUUAACGUGUGUGUUUUUUUAGUUUUUGAUAUUUUUUCUUUUCUUUUUCAAUAGCGAUUUAUAACGUACUUGUCGGUGCGUGGAUCACGGCAUGAUACUGUACACCGCGUAAUUAGCCUUUCAAAUGAAUGUGAAAACAUUUUCAGGUUCAAGGCUGUUGGCAUGCAAGCCCACAAGCGGCCUUAUAAACAACUAUAUAUUUUGUCGGUGUUACUCCUCGCUUCUCUGAAAUAACUGGGCCGGAUUACUAUAGAACCUGAAGUGCCAGAUGUUGUGGAGUCAGAGGGACCGUGAAUGAAUGUGACAGGUGAACGCCAUGUUUUGGAGUUUUGCAUUUAUUUUUAUUGCUGCGUGUACGAAGAGUUUACUUGCCUUUGAGUGCUCAAGCAAUGCUCCAGUGCCAUAUGGCGGUGAUCGAGUAAUUAGAGCUAGUGAUGCCUUCACGUGCUCAUGGGUAAUCACAGUACCCGAAAAUUACACUGUUCGACUUACCAUAACACAGAAAAAUGUCGAUUCCAUUGGAAAUACGAACUGUGCUAAUGACUACAUUCAAAUCCGAGAUGGAGCAAGCAGCUCAAGCAGUCUCUUAAAAACGUUUUGCAACUCGAAUCCGGGCCCUUCCGUGUUUCUUUCAAGUGGGACACAGAUGUGGGUGGAAUACAGCUCAACACAACCAAGCAACUCGUUUGAAGCGUCUUUCAAGAAGCGCCUGGACCCAUCUUUUUGCCCUAACAAUGUCAUUUCCAACGGAACUUCAGGAUCUCUGUCAAGUCCUCUCUACCCCUCAAACUAUCCAAACGAUAUGCAAUGCUCAUGGAAUAUCACCAGUCCAGCGGGAAGCCGACUGAUUCUCGUAUUUUACCGGAUAUGCCUUGGUGUCUGCACGACUGGCGUGUCAUGUGACUGUGAUAGUAUAACUGUAAGUGAGGUGUUCGACUCCAGGCAACUCUGUUCGGGAUCUGCUGUGAUUCCCUUCAUAUCACUGGAAAACAAGAUCUCCCUGUCUAUGUUAUCAGAUGAACUGUACUCUUUAAAGGGAUUCGUAGCUGAAUACCAAAGUGUAUUCAUUGAUGGAGCAUGUUCCCAAAUGGUACAACUGACGAACAUGAGUGGAUGGUUUUCUACUCCAAAUUUCCCUUCAAACUAUCCAGGCAGCACACAGUGCGGCUGGAAUAUUUCCAUUCCCGCUGGAUACAAGAUUUACCUUACAUUCCUGGAGUUUGAACUUGAAGAAUGUGGAAGCAGUUGUACAUGUGACUAUGUUGAAGUUUCUUACCACAGAGAUUUCUCAAACAAGAGAUGUGGUACCAUACCCUCAGGGGGAUGGGAAGUAAAGGAUUUCUCCGGAGAUAGUGUUAUGGUGAAGUUCAAAUCAGACAGUCGAUCAAACAAAAAAGGAUUUGAAGCAAUAUACACUUUUGUAUCCUUAGAUGGAUGGGACUCAAUCCCUCCUGGUCAUUGUCCAUGGACAGAAUCAGCUACAGCAGAGUCAAGAACUCCUGAAGAAGACUCAACUACUGACAGUAUAAAAACAGCUAUUGCUCGAACGGCCCAGAGUGAAGAACCAUCUACAGCAGAUGAUACAAAUCCGAGUCUGUCCACAGCUGACAAUCGCAACUCCGCGGAAAGGAGGCAGUUUAACAUUGUUUCAAGUUUAGUAGUAAUAUGGGCAAUUAUUUUACUUUCUCACUGUUCGGAAUAAAGCACUAGUCAAAGCAGUGGGUGCUUUUGGAAAGGGAUUGACUUACAACAGUGUAGCAUUAGUUGGUCGCUGAUAUGAGUGACCUCUGCUCUCUCUAUCUCUCUCGACUCUCAAGAAAUAUUUACAAUUUACAAUUAUUUCACAGUUUAAUGAGAUACUGAGGACUACUUUAGUUCGUGUGUAGCAACAUUCUCGAGUUCAUGAUUGACAUUCUAUAUAAGACAUAUGAAUUGUUAAAAAUAUAACUCAUCAACACUAUACUGACGAUUCAAAGUUUUAGUCGUUUAGUUGUCUCUUACAUUGACAUACUAGAAUUAUUUAGACAUUUACAACAUACUUCCAUACUCUCCAGGCAUCUCCAGUAAAGUUACAUUUAGUUUGAAGAUGUAUAUGGCCUUGUACUCAUCUUUUGCCUGGUUAGUUGGGUGAACACGAA